This is a messenger RNA of Scophthalmus maximus (turbot), 5554 nucleotides long. RefSeq names its product IQ motif containing GTPase activating protein 3 (gene iqgap3). Gene Ontology annotation, cellular component: cytoplasm. The record is from RefSeq and is a predicted model, not a curated record. Gene Ontology annotation, molecular function: actin filament binding; GTPase activator activity; calmodulin binding. Gene Ontology annotation, biological process: regulation of GTPase activity; regulation of actin cytoskeleton organization. The transcript is spliced from 38 exons. NCBI's taxonomy places the organism in Eukaryota, Metazoa, Chordata, Actinopteri, Pleuronectiformes, Scophthalmidae. Bases 150 to 5066 code for a protein of 1638 amino acids.
UCGACGGUGUCAACACCGACACGCGCGGUUCUUCUCGAGCUUUGAUCGUGAAACUUUGAAACAAAUCACAGACGCGACAAACACAGAGUUUACAACCCGGAGGUCACCGACACCUGAGGCACCGACACUCCGCCGAGAGGGCGGACAACAUGGCGGAUUCAACUGCUGCGGAGAACCGCUACGAGCGUCUGACAGCAGAGCAGAUGGAUGAACAGAGGAUCCAAAACGUGGCCUAUCAGUACCUGUGCAGGUUGGAGGAGGCCAAGAGGUGGGUGGAGGCGUGUCUGGGGGAGGAGCUUCCUGCUCCCACGGAACUCGAGGAGGGGCUUAGGAACGGAGUCGUUCUCGCUAAACUGGGUCAUCGAUUCGCUCCCGACGUCGUCCCUCUCAAGAAGAUCUACGACCCCGAGCAGCGGCGGUACCAGGCCGUGGGUCUUCAGUUCCGUCACACCGACAACAUCAACCACUGGAGGAACGCCAUGACAACGUUAGGACUGCCAGCGAUCUUUUAUCCAGAAACGACCGACGUGUACGACAAGAAGAACAUGCCCCGAGCCGUGUACUGCAUCCACGCUCUCAGCCUGUAUCUCUACAGACUGGGCGUGGCUCCUCAGAUCCACGACCUCUAUGGAAAAGUCAAGUUUACUGAGGAGGAGAUCGACAACAUGAAGCUGGCCCUGGAUCAAUACGGGAUCCAGAUGCCGGCGUUCAACAAGAUUGGAGGAAUCCUGACCAAUGAGCUUUCGGUGGACGAAGCUGCAGUCCAUGCGGCGGUGAUAGCCAUCAACGAAGCAGUGGAGCGAGGGGACGUGGGCGUAACGGCGGCGGCUCUGAGGAACCCUGACGCUUUGCUACGAGACCUGCAGGAGGUGCUGACGAGCGUCUACCAGGAAAUGCUGCGUCAGGCCAAGAGGGGGAAAACUGAACGUGCCGCAGGCGGGCGUUCACAGGACAAAGACAUGUAUGAAGAGUUUCUGACUCACAAAGAAAUUCAGAACAACAUCAACGUUGUCAACGUGCGCUGGGCAGUGGAGCAGGUGGAUGAAGCUCUGGAGUCUGGAGAUGAACUAUCUCUGCUCUCCGCUCUGCAGCGGCCAUGUUUGGCCCUCAGGGGCCUCCUCACUCACAACGGCCCCUGGUACCUGGACCAGCUGUCAGCAGACCGCCAGCAGAAGGCGCUGGACGAGGGCUGCGUUGAUCCUCUGGACCCUGACGAGCUGCAGGAAGCCGUGGCCCUCGCCAACGAGGACGCUCACACGUCCAGGAACAUGCAGGCAGCGGUGCAGAGGGUCAACGCCUCCCUCCGACACGGUGACCCCAGACAGACGGUCAGCUGUCUGAUGACCUCUGACCUGCAGCUGCCUCAAGUGUUUCCUGCUGCUGCUGCUCUUUAUCACAGAGAACUGAAGCUGCUGCAGAGACAGAGCCCACAGGGGGAGCUGCAGCAGGAGGAGCUCUUUGUUGCCGUGGAGAUGCUGUCAGCUGUCGCUCUCAUUAAUCAGGCCAUGGAGGCGGGAAACCUGGAGGAGUUCAGCUCCUCAUUGGUCAGUCUGUCUGCAGGACUCUCUGAUGUGGACCCCACCCUGCUGGACCGGUACCUGCAGCGCCUGGCUGGAGUGAAGCAGCUGGGAGCAGAUUUUCUGACCUGGAAUCAGCUGCAGGAGGAAAUAAACUGUGUCAACAUGUCACUGAAGGAGGAAAACCAGAAGCUCCAGGCUGUGGCUGUGAUUAACGAGGCAGUGAUGAGAGGAGACAGUCGGCAGCUGCUGUCUUCUCUGCUGCUGCCCCCCUGUGGCCUGGAGGAGGUUCUACCUGCCAACGCCGGUCGAUACAUGACGCUGCUGAGCAGAGCGCAGCGUCACCAGGCUCAGGUGGGCAGAGACCCAGAAGCUCAGCUGUGGUUGGCUGAUAUCCAGGAGGGAGUGAGGAGAGCCAAUCAGCAGAGCCAGAGAGCUUUGAAGUUGUGUCUGGCAGCAGCAGCAGUGAACCAGGCGGUGAAGGAGAACAAAGUCUCUCAGACUCUUCGUGUUCUGUCUCUUCCUGAGCUGCAGCUGAAGAGAAUCCUCUCAGAGUGUCACAUCGACUAUCAGAGAGAACUGCUGAGUGUGAUCACACACAGGACACACACAGGAGACAACAGGAGUCCGUGGGUUCGAGUCCGGCUGGAGGACGACUUGUCUUAUUACUUCCACCUGAACCGCCUGGAGGGAAGCUGGGACCGACCCAGCGACUUCGUACACAACAGUGUGUUCAUGGACAGACAGGACAUACAGGACGUCAUCAGCAGUGUGUCAGGGUCGUACAGUCGCAGCACCCUCUGGAGGAGCAGCGAAGCCCUCGUUGUGCGUCUGCAGGCUGCGUGUCGAGGAUUCCUGAUCAGACAGCAGCUGGAGGCUCGACGGCGUUUCCUGAUACGUCAGACACCUGCUGUCGUCGUCAUCCAGUCUCACUGGAGGAGGUUUGUCCAGCAGAGGGCGUACAGACGGCGGCUGCAGUUUCUCUACAUGAGCUGGAGAGCUGUUGUCAAGAUCCAGUCGUUUGUGAAGAUGUGGUUGGCGAGGAGAAAAUAUAGAGCACGACUCAGUUUCUUCAGACGCAACGUGGGCGCUGUCAUAAAGAUCCAGGCUUUCUUCAGAGCCAGCCGAGCCAGAGGCCAGUACAGGAUGCUGGUGCACUCGGACACACCCCCCCUCUCCGUGGUCAGGAAGUUUGUUCACCUGCUCGACCUGGGUGACGGUGACAUCAGAGAGGAGGCGGAGCUCCUGCGCCUGAGGGAGGAGGUCGUGAGGAGCAUCCGCUUCAACCGGCAGCUGGAGGCUGACCUGGACCUGAUGGACCUGAAGAUCGGCCUGCUGGUCCGCAACAGAGCCACGCUACAGGAAGUGGUGUCUCACUGUAAGAGACUGACCAAGAAGAACAAAGAGCAGCUGUCGGACAUGAUGGACACGGAGAGAAGUAAAGGACUGAAGGCUCUGAGCCGAGAGAGGAGAGAGAGACUGGAGGCGUACCAACACCUGUUCUACCUGCUGCAGACGCAGCCUCUGUACUUGGCUCAGCUGAUCUUCUUGAUGCCUCAGAGUCGCUCCACCUCCUUCAUGGAAAUGUUGGUGUUUAGUUUGUUUAACUAUGGCUCCGACCACCGGGAGGCGUUCUUACUGCUGCAGAUGUUCACUGAGGCGCUACGCUACGAGAUCAGACUGAAGGUGGAGGAGCCUCAGGACGUGGUCACAGGUAACCCCACCGUCAUCAAGAUGCUGGUCAACUUUUACCGUCAUGCUCGUGGUCACAACGCCCUGCGGGAGGCGCUGGGACCGGCUCUGCAGGACGUCCUGCAGGACAGGACCUUGAGCAUCAGGACCGACCCGUUGGACGUCUACAAGACCUGGAUCAACCAGACAGAGACCCAGACCGGACAGAAGAGCUCUCUGCCCUAUGAGGUUUCAGCUGAAGACGCUCUGUCUCACCCUGAAGUUCAGAGACGUAUUGAUGUCGCCAUCAUCAACCUGAAGAACCUGACGGACCGAGUCCUCAAAGCCAUCACCUCCAACCUUCACAAGCUACCGUACGGGCUGCGUUAUACAGCAAAGGUCCUCAGAGAUGGCUUGAAGACAAAGUUUCCUGAAGCCAGCGAGGACGAGCUCUACAAGAUCGUAGGUAACCUGGUCUACUAUCGCUACAUGAACCCAGCCGUUGUGGCUCCUGAUGGGUUCGAUGUGGUGGACCGGUCGGCCGGCUCCACCGUGCAGCCGGAUCAGCGCCACAUCCUGGGCUCCAUCGCCCGCAUGCUGCAGCAUGCUGCUGCUAACAAACGUUUCCACGGUGACGGAUACCACGUCAGAGCUCUGAACCAGUACAUCAGCCAGACUCACAGCAGGUUCAGGAAGUUCCUGGUGUGUGUGUGUGAUGUUCCGGAACCAGAGGACCGGUUCAGUAUGGACGAGUACUCGGAGCUGCUCGGCGUCCACAGACCCGUCAUCUACAUCUCUGUCAGCGAGUUGCUCAACACACACAAGCUGUUGUUGGAGCAUCAGGAGGUGUUGUGUCCGGACUCCUCUGACCCCCUCAAACUGCUGCUGCAGGACCUCGGAGCAGUCCCCCCCCUGCAGGAACUUAUCGGAGAGUCUUCAUCAUCUUCAUCAGAUCCAGGAGUGUCUCACAGCUCUAAGACCGAGGUUUCUCUGACUCUCACCAACAAGUUCGACAUUUUCAACGACUCUGAUGACAAACCAGAUGCUAGAGGCCUGCUGCUCAGCACGAAGCAGCUGAUCAUCGAUGUCAUCAGGACUCAGCCAGGUGACUCUCUGAGUGACAUCCUGAGAACGUCCUCCUCACACAACCAGGAAGUGUGCCAUGAUUGGCUGAUGCAGCGGCGAGCCCGGCAGGACGCUCGAACACCUGAGAAGAUGAAGAGGAACCAGUCACUGGUCACUAACGGCAACCUGAGUCUAGUGGAGAAGAAGAGGAAGAUUCUGAGGAGUCUUCGUCGUCUGGAGGGUCUCGGAGUCCUGAGACCUCUUCAGGCCGAAAACCAGAUCCUACAGAUGAUCGCCAAGGACGUCCGUCAGCAGCGUCUGCACCGUCAGCGUCGGGGGGGGGAGCUACUGAAGCUCCGUCAGACCCUCGUCAGUCUGCAGGAGAAGAGCAGCUUCCACAGUGAGCAGGUGGACUACUACAGACAUUACAUCACUUCCUGUUUGGACAACCUGACCGCCAACAGUAAAUCGAACAAUAAGAAGACGGCAGAGAGCAAAGGGAAGAAGAAGCUUCCUGUCCUGAGUUACAGCGCCACCCGACUGCAGGAGAAAGGAGUUCUGUUAGAGAUCGAAGACCUGCCACCGACGCAGUUUAGAAACGUUAUCUUCGACAUUGUUCCUGGAGACGAACGAGGAAGUUUCAAGGUUAAAACUCGAUUUCUGGGCGUCGAGAUGGAAGAGUUCCUGCUCAAAUAUCAGGACCUGCUGCAGCUCCAGUAUGAGGGUGUGGCUGUGAUGAAGAUGUUCGACAAAGCGAAGAUCAACGUCAACCUUCUCAUUUUUCUGCUCAACAAGAAGUUCUUCAAGAAAUGAUCCUAGUGAACAUCUUAUCUCACACUCCUAUCUCUGCUCAUGCACUACCCAGUUUUUUCACUGUAUACGACAGAGUUAGGCAUCUUUCUAUGCACUCCUAUCUCUGUAUCAAUCCAAUAAGCUUCAUAAUGUUUCUAAGACUUUAACAAAGAACAAUAUGGAUGAAUAAUCAUGGCGAUGCAGAGUGAAGCAUCUUCUCCACGCUCCUAUCUCUGUAAUUUCUACCUAAGUUAUCAGCUUUUGUAUCACACAAUAUAUCCAAGUGAGACAUUUUCAGUUCUAUCUCUGUAGUCCUGUCCUCUAACUCUGUGGAAUAUAGACAGAGUGGGACAUCUGUCUUUUGUCCCUGCAGUCCGCAUCAUUUGAUGUUUUAAUGUCAAUCAGAUUUUUUUCUCUGUCACACAAAAAUGGUGAUCAAUAACACCUGGCUGAUCCAUAACUGUAAAUAUUUUCUGUCCAUUUCUGAUUUCAAUAAAAUAAGAAAAGCA